CACCAAAUGACAUGUGCCACAAAGGUCAUGCUGAUGCUUAAGACUUGCACAUACAUCCUAGUCUUCUGAAGACAGAAUGUUAUCUUUCUAUAACUCUAAUUGCCCCGAAUUUUUGAGCAACCCUGAGUAAUGUUAUGAACGGAAAACGCAUUGAUAUAUUUCCUCGGAUGUCCUAAGAUACAUGGUGAUAGAAGAAGAAAAGAACUUGGUUGGAAGAAUAUAUUACUUUAGAAAUCCUUGAGAUAGUAAAAAUAAUGCAGAGUUUACUUCGAAAUCAAUUGAUCUGCGCAUUUUUAAUGUAUAUCUGGCAUUUUAUACUUGCAAGCAUUGCUAUCAAUGAAAAAGUAGAUGGAAUUACUGUAUUAAAUCCUGCGCUUGCCACAGUUUGUUUUGCUAUGAAGAUACUACGUGAAAUGAAUCACUUCUUGUUAUUCCUACUGUCUCCUAGGAUCAACGAAACAGUGCAUCCAAGUUAUCAGUUGUCUAACACUAAGAAUAGAUGCAAUACUUCAAAAACUGAAUAGAAACAAUAAUAUACUUUUGAAAGAUCUUUUUUCAUUGUUUUACUACACCUGUUUUUAAGGCUUCAAUUAUAAAUGUUAACGUUGGCAAAGCUAAGGACGCUCCAAAAUUUUCUUUUGAGCUAGAGGACACUGUACCUUUCUAAUUAUCUUACCAAGUUUAAUAGCGUUCAAAACCUACAAAAAUCUAUAUCUUGAAAGAAGGUUCUCCGCGUAUCAAACAAAAAAAAAAAAGAACUCGAACGGGGUAGCAGUCAGCUAACUACUGGUAAUUACUGAGCAAAGCAUCGAAUGUCAAUGAAACCUCAAUUCCAUAUUGCCUAAAAGUUCAAUCAAAAUGAAG
Molecule: messenger RNA, 864 nt
Organism: Mycotypha africana
Lineage: Eukaryota; Fungi; Mucoromycota; Mucoromycetes; Mucorales; Mycotyphaceae
Exons: 3
Coding region: 255-524 (89 amino acids)
Source: RefSeq, a predicted model, not a curated record